AUCCCUUUCAUCUUGCAUUCCCUUCUCUAUAAAUAGUCAACAAAAUCUUCUUUACACUCUCAAGUCUCAAAACACAUUACACUAAAAGAGAGAGUUACAUAUAUACACUUCAAAAUAAUCACAAUAACAUUCUAAUUAAUCAUUACCAUGACCAUAUCAAUGGUGUUGUGCAAUCCAUCAACACAACCAAUCAUAAAUGUUCCUUGCAAUGGUCCAAAACUGAUCAACGCUAAGCAGAAAGAGAAGGUGGUUUUGGUCAUGGGAGCAACCGGGACCGGAAAAUCACGGCUCUCCAUCGACCUUGGAACAUGUUUUCCAUCGGAAAUCAUCAACUCCGACAAAAUUCAAGCCUAUGAAGGACUAGAAAUAGCCACAAACAAGGUCACAAAGGAAGAACAACGAGGCGUGCCACAUCAUUUGUUAGGGAUACACAAUCCCUACUCUGAGUUCACGGCCAAUGAUUUCUGCGACAUGGCCUCGUUGGCCAUGGAAUCAAUCAUUGGCCGCGAACAACUCCCGAUCAUAGUCGGGGGGUCGAAUUCCUAUGUGGAAGCAUUAGUGGAAAGAUUUGGAUCAAGGUAUGAUUGGUUUUUUCUUUGGUUGGAUGUAUCAAUGCCAGUUCUUCAUUCCUAUGUAUCAAGAAGAGUGGAUGAGAUGGUUGAGAAGGGAAUGGUGAAUGAAUUAAGACCCUUUUUCAGUCCCAACGGGGAUUACACAAAAGGGAUAAGAAAGGCAAUUGGGGUGCCGGAAUUCGACAUGUUCUUUCGAAGUGAAGCGACAACAUGGGAUGAGAGAAGGAAGCAGAGGUUGUUUGAUGAGGCGAUCAGCGGAGUGAAGAAGAACACGUGCACAUUGGCGUGCAAGCAGUUUGAGAGGAUUGAGAGGCUUAGGAAUGUGAAGAGAUGGAACAUGCAGCGUGUGUGUGCCACAAGAGUGUUCGAAAUGCAUGGAAAUGGUGAUGAUGAUGAAGCAGAUGAAGCGUGGAGGAAGAUUGUGGCAGAGCCAAGUGCGAGAUUAGUGGCACAGUUUCUAUACAAUGAAGCCAUUAAUAAUAAUAAUAAUAAUUAUUCUGGGAUUAGUUCGCGUGCCAGGUUCUUCUAAGAUUAAGAGUGUAACAUGCAGAGUUGUGAAACGUUGACCACUUUUCUUUUGAGUUUUGAUUUUAGUGUGCCCUGUUUAAGU
This is a messenger RNA of Arachis ipaensis, 1182 nucleotides long. RefSeq names its product adenylate isopentenyltransferase 3, chloroplastic-like. The record is from RefSeq and is a predicted model, not a curated record. NCBI's taxonomy places the organism in Eukaryota, Viridiplantae, Streptophyta, Magnoliopsida, Fabales, Fabaceae. Gene Ontology annotation, cellular component: mitochondrion. Gene Ontology annotation, molecular function: tRNA dimethylallyltransferase activity. Gene Ontology annotation, biological process: tRNA modification; cytokinin biosynthetic process.